Messenger RNA from Canis lupus familiaris (dog), 2185 nucleotides. It is a transcript of the gene MTHFD2L, whose product is annotated as methylenetetrahydrofolate dehydrogenase (NADP+ dependent) 2 like. Gene Ontology annotation, biological process: tetrahydrofolate interconversion. The transcript is spliced from 8 exons. Gene Ontology annotation, molecular function: methylenetetrahydrofolate dehydrogenase (NAD+) activity; methenyltetrahydrofolate cyclohydrolase activity; methylenetetrahydrofolate dehydrogenase (NADP+) activity. NCBI's taxonomy places the organism in Eukaryota, Metazoa, Chordata, Mammalia, Carnivora, Canidae. The record is from RefSeq and is a predicted model, not a curated record. Gene Ontology annotation, cellular component: mitochondrion. The coding region runs from base 89 to 958 and encodes 289 amino acids.
GGGGGCGUCGGCGGCCGCGGGGCGCGUGUCCCGGGGCCUUCGGAGCAGCGGCGUGAGACAUGAUGCCAUUAUUAUCUCAGGAACUGAAAUGGCCAAACAAAUUCAGAAAGAAAUACAGAGAGGUGUGGAAUCAUGGAUUUCCCUUGGGAACAGAAGACCUCACCUCAGUAUCAUCUUAGUGGGCGAUAACCCAGCAAGCCAUACGUACGUCAGGAAGAAGAUCAGAGCCGCCUCUGCUGUAGGUAUCUGUAGUGAGAUCAUUCUAAAACCUAAGGAUGUUUCUCAGGAAGAACUUUUGGACAUAACUGAUCAAUUGAAUAUGGACCCAAGAGUCAGUGGUAUAUUAGUUCAGUUGCCACUGCCAGACCAUGUGGAUGAGCGAACAGUGUGCAAUGGAAUUGCCCCUGAAAAAGAUGUAGAUGGAUUUCAUAUUAUCAAUAUUGGAAGACUGUGCCUUGAUCAGCAUUCUCUCAUACCCGCCACUGCCAGUGCAGUUUGGGAAAUAAUCAAGAGAACAGGAAUUGAAACAUUUGGGAAAAAUGUGGUUGUAGCUGGAAGAUCCAAGAAUGUAGGGAUGCCCAUUGCCAUGCUUUUACACACUGAUGGAGAACACGAACGGCCAGGAGGUGAUGCAACGGUGACAAUAGCUCACAGAUACACUCCCAAAGAACAACUGAAGAUCCAUACUCAGCUGGCAGAUAUUAUCAUAGUAGCUGCCGGUAUUCCAAAGUUGAUUACAUCUGAUAUGGUUAAAGAAGGUGCUGCUGUAAUUGAUGUGGGUAUCAACUAUGUCCAUGACCCAGUGACAGGAAAGACAAAACUGGUUGGAGAUGUGGACUUUGAAGCUGUUAAGAAGAAGGCUAGCUUUAUCACUCCAGUUCCAGGAGGCGUGGGACCCAUGACGGUGGCAAUGCUUCUGAAGAACACCCUUCUGGCAGCUAAAAAACUCAUUUACUAGAUCACAUGAAAGAAUAAAGCAAAAUGAAAUCAUGCUAUUUAUUUAUUUGACAAAGGGCAAACAUCUUUAUAUUUUACUACAAAGCUAUUUAUUUCUACAUUGUAUUUAUUUUUUCAUGGAUGGAAUCAUUGUGGAUCAGAUGAUUCAUACAACUUGAUGCAUUUCCUGCUAACAGAUUUUGAGUUUUAGGGAGAAAAAAAAACCCAAUUCCAGUGAAAGCUUUGGUAACAGCGGUUUAUUUUGUGAAUAAUAUUUGUUCAUAGUUUUAAACAAAAAGGGCUCAUAAUAAAUGAAUAUAUUUUUGACACAAAUAUCACACUAUGUUUUCAACAAAUGUCCUGUCAGCCAAAUGGGUGCCCUUAUAAAAUGUAAUUUAGGUUUUGACAUAAGUAUGCUCAGUUUUUAUAUAUUUUGUUUAUCAUAUGCUGAAAAAGAGCUUACUUGCUAAAAGAAAGAUAAAAUAUUAAAAGUAAGAUCUUGAUCUCAUUUAUUCCUCAAAUGGAUCCUGUGAGGCCCCUUAAUGAGAAUGAUACUCUAUUCAAGGAAAUAAAAAUAAACAAAGAAGGCAAAAAAUGCAGAGCCACUUAGAAAGGUAAUGAUCAUUUCAAAUUGCAAUGACUACUUUCUAUGGUAAAAAUGUGAUAAGAAUAUCUUAGGUUUACAUGUAAUUUCUUUCUUAUUCUAGAAAAAUAUUUGGAUAAUACCUUCCUUGAAGAAUAAUGGAAAAUCCAAUACCAAACAUAUACAACAAAGCUAUGGUUGUAUUUUCCCACAAAUAUUAGAAAAAUAUAGUAUAGAAUGAGUGAGAACUGCAUUAAAGAAAAACUGCCAGAUUUGUUCACAGAUUCAGAAAUUAAUAGGAAAAUAAGACACUUAACAAAAUGUGCCAAAGCUAAGUCUUAGGCUAUGACAAAAAGUCUACUGCUUUGUUCCCCACUGUUCUUACCUCUUCUGCUGUGGCAUUUGGUUCUCAAAGUAGAUGCCAUAUUUCGAACGCCAUUUAAAUUAGGAAAUACACAUGAAUGUCAGUUGAAGGCUAUUCUGAGACUAUCCUAAGCACUUCAUUGUAUUGUUUUCAUGUCCAAUUCCAGUGUGUUUAGGCACCAACAAUGAUUCUUACCCAGUGCAUGUCUUUAUCACUGUGUGUUUCUGAUCAAUUGUGUGAAAAUAGACUAGAUACUUAUAAUUAAUAAUAUUUCAACCGUAUAAUAAAAGCAAUUUGAAGAA